Coturnix japonica (Japanese quail) is the source of this 4879-nucleotide messenger RNA. RefSeq names its product G protein-coupled receptor class C group 5 member B (gene GPRC5B). Gene Ontology annotation, molecular function: protein kinase activator activity; G protein-coupled receptor activity; protein kinase binding. The record is from RefSeq and is a predicted model, not a curated record. NCBI's taxonomy places the organism in Eukaryota, Metazoa, Chordata, Aves, Galliformes, Phasianidae. Gene Ontology annotation, cellular component: extracellular exosome; plasma membrane; intracellular membrane-bounded organelle. Gene Ontology annotation, biological process: G protein-coupled receptor signaling pathway.
CGCGCACAGCACCGCGCUCAGCACCGCGCUCAGCACCGCGCACAGCUCCGCUCCAUGAGCCGCCGCCGACGGGGGGGGGGGAGCGGCGCUGACCGCUGCGCCGGGAUGUGAGUGGCGGCGGCUGAGACACGGCUGCCCUGCCGCCCUCGGCCGCGGCACCGGCGACAGAAAAAUGAAAACCUACCCAGUCAUCGGUUUCUUCGUCCUCUUCGUCGUCAGCUAUGGCUCUUCUGAAAACUCCAGCACGCCGAGAGGGUGCGGACUGGACCUCCUGCCGCAGUACGUGUACCUCUGCGACCUGGAUGCCAUCUGGGGAAUAGUUGUGGAGGCGGUUGCUGGAGCAGGUGUGCUGACAACGUUACUGCUGAUGCUGAUUUUGCUGGUGAGGCUGCCCUUCAUCAAGGAAAAGGAGAAGAAGAGCCCCUUGGGAAUGCACUUCCUCUUUCUGUUUGGGACACUUGGACUGUUUGGACUGACAUUUGCUUUCAUCAUCCAGGAAGAUGAAAUGGUGUGCUCUACCCGAAGAUUUCUGUGGGGAGUUAUCUUUGCUUUGUGCUUCUCAUGCUUGCUAGCUCAGGCUUGGAGACUUCGCAGACUAGUUCGGCAUGGGAAGAGUCCAUCUGGCUGGCAUCUGGCUGGUGUGGCCAUCUGCCUGAUGCUUGUUCAGGUCAUCAUUGCAACUGAAUGGUUAAUACUGACAGUUGUCAGAGAUAACAAGAUGGCUUGCAGCUACGAACCAAUGGAUUUUGCUAUGGCUUUGAUUUAUGUUAUGUUCCUGAUGGUAUUUACCAUGGGGUUUUCUCUUUUCACACUCUGUGGAAAGUUUAAGAAAUGGAAGAAAAACGGAGUAUGCCUGAUUAUAACGCUGUUUUUUUCCAUUCUGAUUUGGGUAGCCUGGAUGACUAUGUACCUCUUUGGAAAUGCUGAACUAAAGAGAAGGGACAAAUGGAGUGACCCCACUCUUGCUAUUGCACUGGUGUCCAGUGGUUGGGUGUUUGUUAUUUUUCAUGCUAUCCCAGAGGUCCACUGUACCAUCCUUCCAUCGCAGCAGGAAAACACUCCCAAUUAUUUUGACACUUCUCAGCCAAGGAUGCGUGAAACUGCUUUUGAGGAAGACAUACAGCUUCCUCGGAGCUACAUGGAAAACAAAGCCUUUUCUAUGGAUGAACAUAAUGCAGCGCUAAGGACGGCAGGAUUUCGCAACGGCAGUUUGGGAAGCCGACCCAGUGCUCCUUUUAGAAGCAAUGUUUAUCAGCCAACUGAGAUGGCAGUUGUGCUAAAUGGUGGGACUAUACCAACAGCUCCGCCAAGUUACACUGGACGACACCUCUGGUGAAAGGCUGUAGGCUGUAGAGAAUGAGAGUCCUUGUUGCAGAAUUAUUCCCUGGCAGUGUGUCUUUGAGGGAGGAAUUGAUACCAGUACCAGAACAAAGCAACAGAACAUCCAGGAGCUUGCAAAAUCCCACAGAGGAUUUUGUGUAAAUGUGAACACCGCGGAACGGAUAAACUAACUGCAAAAAGAAAAUUAUAAGUCUGAAGCUAAAUCUGAAUUAAAAUAGAGGUAGGCACACUUCAAAAUGGAAGAGGGGGAUAUUGUAUUCUGCAAUGUGAUGCUCCCUUGUCUGUAACCAGUAACCAGUGUGCAAGGCAAGCCUGAUUCUUUUUGUUGGAUGCCAGCUGCUUGCAAACUACCCUCCUCUCACCUAAACUUAAUUCACGUUGCCACAAGAAAUUGCCACCACAGUGCGAAGACAUGCAGGAUUCCUUUCCAUCUUGCUCCUUUUUCUUUCAUUUCAAAUGUCAUGAAAAGUAUAUUGUUUGCCUCAUUAUCCAGCUGUGCUGUAACAUCACGUGGCAUCACCUGCAGUCCCACGUUACUGCUCUGUGGCAACACCAUUACAAUUAUGCUAUAGGUUGACACUCUUCUCUUUAAAAAGCUCACGUAUGAGAAGCAGUUCUGGAGAGAUGCGAGGUCUGUGUGUGCUUCAUGUGAGCACAGGAGCUUCUUGAGGCAGAGGAGUGCAGGUCCAGCAAAGGCAGCUCAGAAUUGGAUUUCCUCCUGCUCCUCAACCCGGGUGUGAGCGGAGUUGCGCAUUCUCACUUCUGCAGAAGAAGCCGUUAAAGGAGGAUACGCUUUGCAAAGACGUAGCUGGUGAGAGAACGUGACUUGUGUUUGCCACAAGUGCAUUGUUAUAGUAGAUGAAGGGUGAUGUCCAUCGGUGCUGGUGAGCCAGGGCUGGCGCUCAGGAGGUCAGUGGCAGCUGCAGAGCACGACCUCCUGUUGGGAGGAGCGUGGUGCGCGUAGGGCUGAGGCUGCUGCUUCCAAUCCCUGUUCGUAUGGGUAGUCUCAUUGACUGCAGUUGUUUGUGCAUUUAAAUGUGGUUGUGCAUUUUAGUGCCUAGCUGGUAGAAUUUCCGUUCUGAAGGUGGUUAGUUGGUGUUUUUGUUUUUUUAAGGUGGUUUCUUCCUUAUUCCCCACCUCUGCCUCCGCUUUUUCAAGUUAAAAUAUGGCAGACUUUCUCAAAGCUUUCUAUCUUUUGUUUUCCCCAGGUUAUUUAAAAGGCUCCCAUUGCCCAUUGUUUGUGCCAUGGUUUUCAUUAUGUUUAAGCAGUCAUUCCUUUACUUAACAUUUAAUACAUAUCGAACAUCAAAAACAUCACCGUAUCCUCACCAUUUGGCCAGUGUUAAUCUUAGCUUUCCUCAGUUCUAAAAGCAAAUUGUUUUUACUCGAGGGCAUAGUAAACAUUUAACAAACUUUGCAUAUGAUAUAAUAAAGAACUAUAUUUUCAAACCAGAAGAAUAUAACGUACAAAUAACCAAAUAGCUCAGUAGCUUCACAGAAAGAAGUUACUUGCUGUCUACUGCAGAAGAAAGACAAGUAUUCUAUUUUUCAAGAGUCUUCCCAAUUCUCCACUUACCUCCAUUUCUGCUGAACUAGGAACCUAGUCCUGCAGACUGUACUCCCACAAGUAGUCCCUUUGAUACCAGUAAGUCUACAUACAUGUGCAGGGCUGCAAGACCAGUCCCUGAGUGUUGCACACAGAUAUACAAGUGUGUAUAUAUAUAUAUAUAUAUAUAUAUAUGAAGGAAUAUAUAUUGCCAUUCUUGCCAUGAUCAUCUUAUAAGAUUUUACUUCACAUCUCUUCCUUUCCAGAAGCAAUCUUUUUCUGUCAUGCAUGAGUAAAGGAACACAUUCGCUCCAUGUUGGAUAUUCCCACCUGCCCCUCUCUCCUCAAGGCAAAGGAAGCAUGUGCUUGUCUAGGGAUUGCUUAUUUAUUUUAUAAGUAACUAGACGGCCUAAGUAACAAGGUAGGGUAGGAGUAGAUAUUGCAUGCUAUCCAGUGACAUAGAAAUGCGUUUGCUUUGUUUAAAGCAAAUCUUUAAUUAAAUAAGAUAGCAUUUGUGAUAUUUACCCUGAAAACGCAUCACUUGGAACAAAAUAAAAACCGCUUUCAUCGCUUGCCUGUCAAGUUUUGUUUUUAAAAAUCAAAUAAAAGAAAUCACAGAACUCUACUGUAAAAACAUAGAAGAUGACCAUGGCAUAAAUGGCAGGACAGCUUUCUUUUUAAAAGUUUAUCAUGCUACAACUGAGAUUUAGAAACUAUAAUACAACUGUUACAGGCCUUGGACAAAACCAUACAACACGUAGUUCUCUUAAGAAAUGUUUUUUUCUAGAUGUAAUUGAAUUGAUAAAUAGACUUCCCAGUCCUGUUCCUAACGAAGCUGAUUAGAAUUUAAGGCCUUAUGAAAGGAUGGGGCCAGAUCCUACAGGCUGCUUCUGGCAGACUACUGUAGCUGGUUAGUCACCUGGGCCAUUGACAGAAUUACAAAGGGGGGGUGGAGGAGGUGGGCAGGAUUGGUCUUAAUUUGUGGUGGUGAGGGUGUGGCAAUAGAUUAGGAAGGUCUUUAUUUUCCAACUUAGUACAAUUAGUAAUAAGCAACUUUUUUUUCAGUAAGUCACUGGUUCAUGAUGUUAAAAGCCCCAAAUAGAAACAUGAUUGAAGAAAGGCACCUUUAUGUUAGCUUACACUUCUGUUACAGUCAACAGUUUGUUUACUUUUGCCUUUCAUGAGUUAUCUGGAGUGUAAAGCAUCUGUGAACAAAAUAAUAGGUGUAAGCACAAGCCUUUCGCGGUUCAGUUAAUUAGAAUUUCAUAGUAUAAAAGCUACUGCAUUGCCCCUUGAUAGCUAUGUGAUCAUGGUGUUUCCAUACAGAAAAGUGAAACUGUAAAACAUCUGAAAAAUUGGUUCCAGAACAAGAUUUUUAAUGAUUGGCCUCUACAGUGGCCAAGAGUUCAGAGCCAUAACUUUUGCAGGUCCCGUCCUGCUUUCAGGGGAGCAGAGGGUGUCUGACACUGGCCAGAAAAUAUGUAGCAUCUUCAGAACAGCACCCUCAGGCCAUAUGCUUGUUUCUAUAAACAAGGUACAUGAAAUACAGAACUGGUUAUGUCUGUUUUUAGUAUAAACACAGGCAUCUUGGUUGGCUUUGGAGCUUGAUGGAUGCCUUGGGCUUGACCAAAGGCAGUGGAAAAGGGAGCACUGUAGCUUUUAUAAUAAAAUAAUUGGACUACUCUACCAACUUACAGGAUUACAAAGCAGGUGCAUUUUAUUAAUUGAUGAGAGCUAAAGCUCAUUUUUGAUAGAUAAUAUAUAUUUAUUAAAUAUAUUAAUGCGUGUUUUAUAACGUACCCUUUUUUCUGCUGAUUGUUGCAUACACUGGUAUCUUAAGUACAUCUUUAAAGGAUUUUCAAGACAAUCAACGCAUACCAUGAUGUCUGUACAUACGUAUACAAAACUAAAAAGGUUGUAAAGCAUGGGCAAAUGUUUUAUUUUCAAAAUGCUGUUCUUAACGAGAAUAAAGGCUUUACUAUUUACUUACAA